This is a messenger RNA of Ictidomys tridecemlineatus (thirteen-lined ground squirrel), 9358 nucleotides long. It is a transcript of the gene Tnfsf13b, whose product is annotated as TNF superfamily member 13b. Gene Ontology annotation, molecular function: receptor ligand activity; tumor necrosis factor receptor binding. Gene Ontology annotation, biological process: positive regulation of B cell proliferation; immune response. The record is from RefSeq and is a predicted model, not a curated record. Lineage: Eukaryota; Metazoa; Chordata; Mammalia; Rodentia; Sciuridae. Gene Ontology annotation, cellular component: membrane.
UCCUGAUCACAACUUGCCUCAGCCUGAGCAACAGGUGUAACCACCUUGGGAUUACAGGUGUGCACCACGUUGCCUGCUAGAAGUUCAACUUUUUAUAAUGUUGAUUAAAUUGCUACCUUCCUUGCAUAUUUUGAAAAAAUAUCUGAUAGCCAUAAGUUGUUAUCUUGUUUUUGAAGAUCUUUGCAUCAGAUAAUGGAAUGUGAAAUAAUAUAGCAUCAAUAAUGACGAGGAUAAAGCCACAGAAAAACAACUGGAAAUACACAGGAAAGACGAGUCGUAGGACACUUUCUCUCAGUCUGUGAUAGAUCCUAUAAAUACUACCACCAAAAAAUGGUAUUUCAGACUAUAAUAAGAAAAUUAACAAGGAUGUACCUUCUUUUAAAAUACCUGUUGUAAUGUCAGUAUUGUUAAUCCCUAGGAAAUACUAAGUCUUACAAGUAGAAGUACGUAGUAAAAUACCUAAAUGCAAUACCACAAUACAGAAAUUAGUAAGAAAAAAAAUUGUAAAAAGUUCCUGGACAUUAAAACAAAUUAGUAUCUCUUAAGUGACUUUUAACUUGAAGUGUGACUCCAAACCAAAUUUUCAGAUUUUCUACAAAAGUUAACAAUAGAAAGCAAUACAUAUCAGAUACCAAUGAAUUUCACUAAGCAACCUUCCUGGGAAAUUUCAGAGUCUAUGUGUUUAUGUCAAGAAGUAAGAAAGGAAGAGAAUGAGAAAAACUUAAACUAAGGAAGUCAAAGAGCAAUCUAGAGAGAAGUAGUGAGAGACAAUCAUGAAGAUAAAACCAUCUGAGACUCAACAGCAAUGACAAAACUGAUUAAGUUUUAGCUAUUUUUUAAAGAAAUAAAGAGAAGUCACAUGUGGAGUUUUUAAAAAUACAAUUACUAAAGAUACAAAAGAAAUUUAAAACCAGGUAAGAAACAGUAGUUUUGCACAAAUUUAUCAAAUAAAAUUUGAAAUUGUUUGAAAUAAUCCUGCACAAUAGAAUUUGAGCUUCAUGGAACAGGAGACUUCAAUCUGUCUUUCACUUUGUGUGUGUGUGUCCUAGUAUCCAGAACCCUCCUCUGGUAACUUCUUUUCCCAUUUUUCUUUUGAGUUUUGUUUGUUUUUUGAGUGUAGGAGAUAUUCUAGUGUAUUUCAAAUUCCCCUUAUUUUUUACUGCAUGACUUUAUUCAUAAUGCCUUCUUUGAGCCUGUAAAAUAGGUCUAGAAGUGUACCAUUUUGUUUCAUUUCUGUCCUGUAUGUUGUGUAAUUAUUAUGUUUUACAAACUUAUUUUUCUUUUUGUAUUUCUUUUAUCUUCAAGCUUAAUUUACUUUCACAUUUUUAGCUUUUUAGGACUUCAUGAACUAUGUGCUCAGUACAUCAUUUUUCUAUUAUCCUUUUCUAAAAUAUUCAAUUUUAACUGCCAUUUUUCCUCAUAAGAAAGCUGUAGAUGCACUUCACAAGUUUUAAUAUGCUUUAUUUGCCGGUAUCUGACAAAUCUUGCUCCAUGGGGGUUUCGCCUAGCCCUGCCUGUGCUCCACCCUGGGCCUGCGAGAGCACUUUCAAACUGCACCUGCAGGGCUUUUUCCUACAAGAUUUGAUGGCGUUGCCUCUCUAAUCUAUCCCACCUCCUUUUACAUUUCCUGUAUUUUGCGUGUCAAGUGUAAAACAUUCUGCUAUUUGAGGUUUUAAUUUCACUCAUUCCUUCAUGUUUUAAGUUAUUAAACCAUUUAAUUGGACAAUUAUUUGUCCAAUUGUUCUGCACCUGCAACUUAAAGUUCUGGGAAAGCGGGUUGGCUUUGUCCCAUGUUGCUUGUUCCAAGCUCUCCUCCUAGGAGGCUGGGUCUCACAAACCUCUGCUCAGUGGUGCAGUCCAGGCUCCCGUGUAGGAAUUCAAGUCCUCAACAUGGGAGUCAGCCUUCAGCCAGCAGGGAAACUUCUGGUCUCCUGAUGGUGGCUUUUAUUUCCUGGGAGCCCCUCCCAAGGUCCCUUAGCCCUGGAGGGACAUGGAGGACUCGCCCCAAGCAUUUCAUUCUCCAAUCUUGGAGGCUCCAGGAAGUGGCACAUUCUGUGAGGCUGAUGGUGGUCCACAGAUGGCGGAUUUUUGAUAGAAUGAGCAGCAAAGUCUCUGAUCUUAGAAAUAGUCUUGUAAAUUUUUAUAGUGGAGAAAAAAACUCAUCAUUUUUCUCCGCCUAGAACCAAUGACAGCCCCAAAGGCCUCCCUGACAUCCAGCUGCCCUGGGCUCAGAGGAGAGCCAACUUGACACUGGAGAAGAACAAAGCCUUCCUGCACAUUCCUGUUGUGUUUCCUCAAACUGCGGGGCCUCCCUGGUUUCUCCUUAGUUUGAGACUGUCUUGUUCUUCCAUGGAGCCCCACAGUUCUGGUUUGGUAUCCUCCCUCCUGAAAGGGGCAAGUAGGUACAUUCUGGUUCUACGCAGAAAAGACAGGUUGAUCAAAGAGCUCUUCACAUAAUAGCAGUUUAAAAGACAUUGUUUUCUUAUGUUUCCUAACAUUAUGAAAUAAUUCAAUAACUUUAUGGUAGAACUGGAAAUAAGACUUUUCUUAAAAAAAAUAGUUUUUUCUAGCUAUGAAUCCUGACCUUUAUCUCCAUAUUGCACUUUUAAAAACGUGGACAUCUGGAAAAUUUCUGAAAGAACAUACAAAAUUAUGUUAUGCAAAGUUCUUUGGUAUUAGAAAUACAAUUCUUGAACUAGCAGAAUUAGUUGGGAUAUCUUUGGAUGCAUUACUGUCUAAUCUUGUGUCAUGUUGGCUGAAGCAACAAGGAAAACAUGGGGCCCUGUGUGGGACACAAAAAGGAGAUGAUUCAGCAGCAGAGGAGAUGCUUCCAGGGUCCUGCCCUCCUGGCCUCAGCCUGGUCAUCACAGCAGCUGCAGAAUGGCCUCUGCAGGGCUAGGAAGUGACAUGCAGACGUGCAUGUCCAGUGGACUGAGUAUCUCUUUCUCGUGCUUCUUCAUAAAACAUGACGGGUAUGGCAACAAAUAUAGCAACAAAUAUGCUCAUCCUUUGGGCUUGGCAAUCGGUGGUGAUGUGGAUGGAAUGGAUGAGGAUUCCCCUUUGUAGGAUUGUGUCAGCAUCUUGCAAAGAUGUACAUCUGAACAAAGUCAGUCCCUGGAUUUGGGCUCAGGACACGUCUGAUAAGAUGAUAAAACAACACUGGAAAUGUGGCUAUUUCUGCCCUCAGAGUCUGACUCCUCAUCCCUCCUUUCAUGUCUGACAUUUAAUAAUAAAAUAGAUAUUUUAUUUGAAAUUUUGCUUAAUUUUUAAAAGCAGAGGACAUCACAUAAGUUUCAUAAAUGAUCUUUCCUGCAUGGGUAGAACUAAUUUAUCAUUUCUCCCAAAGUUUUUGAAAUGAUCAUAUGUGUACUUGCCUAUAUGUGUCAAUAUGCAGUGUGUCUGUGUGUGGAAAAAAGAAAAAUUCAUUCCUCAAUGUUCUCACAUCAACUGACAUUAAUUAUUAGCAAAAACACUCUUGUCUUUAUGGUCAAGAAUGACAGAUUAAAUUAUACUCUAAUUGAAAAUAGUGUUGAAAUAAACAAAUUUCUUUAUAACACACUGAUUCAUGGGCAUUAAAUCCAAAAGCAAUUGCACAACAAAAAGAAGGUAGGCUUAACCCAGAAAUCUGAAAGAUCCAACUCUUGGGUUCAAGUUCUUAGAAAAGUAGAUUAUUUUCCCAGAAGUGACAAAAAUUCAGCCCCAAUUAGUGUAUGCAUGCUCCUUUUUAUAGAAAAACUCUCAGGAAAUGGGUAUGAGCAUCCCAGCCACAUCACCCUUUUGUAAAAGAAAUGUCUGGAGUCACCUCCAUAAAUAACCCACACACCACUUCAUGGUUAAAGUCAACUUUAGCUAAAACUAUAUGAGUCACUGACUGCAAGUUGUUCUACCAAAAACAAAAUGAUUUUUUGUUCUGAAUUAUAUAAUUAUUUGUAUGGGAUCAUUUUCUGUGCCUGAGCCCUUUCAGCCAGCAGCUGAGCUGUGUAUUCAGGCCGUCCUCACAUCUGGAAGAGCUGUGGUCGCCACGCUUGCUGUGACCACCAUGCUGGUCCUCAUGCGAUGCCUUCUCCUCAAAGAAAGCGAAGACGACAUCUGCUGAACUUUAUAAUUCUAAAUAGUUUUCUUAACCAGAAACUUAUAAUUCAGCUUUUUGAAUAUUUUUGAAGCAGCCAAUGUAAAAAUAGCAAGUUGGCAAAGACUGAAUGUGUAUUUUGUCCUGUGGUUCUGCCCCUUGGUUGAACUGAUAACUCAUUUUUUUUCAACCCUACCUGCCCAUCCUGAGUGCAGGGGACAAUUUGGACAAUCCCAGGCCAUGGUAUCUCAAUCAUGGUGUUUGUUACAUGGAAUAUACCACCCACAGUACACAGGGAAAGUGUCUGGAUGCUGACAGUGGACACUCGACCAAGUUCCGUGGCUCGGGUUCGGUGGCUUUCCUCCCUGGAUAGACUGUGCUGUGUUGUUCAAUGAAUACAAAUGUGCUCUUUGUUUAACAGAACUUCGGUUAAAUUAUCAAACCAUUUCCUCUACCGGAAACAGGUCUUUGUUUUAUGGAGAAAUAACUUCCUUUUGUUCAUAAGAAGUCAUAGAAAUCUAAAUGGCAUCUAUGGCUCUAUCUGUCUUUGGAGAAAAUCUAGUUGUGUGUCCUCUAAGAAGGGCAUGCAGACAGCAACACCUGCUUGCCCAUCUGGGUCACAGGGGCUGCUGGCCACCUUCCCUGGAAGGAGUAGUAGCCUCUCUGUGCACAGUGUCACCCUCGGCAAACAACCAGCAGAUGCUUGUUUCAGAAUGGCCUGAACAUAGGCUGACCAGGGACUCUGUCUUGUGGAGGUCAGCAUGAAGUUCACCGCCCUGUAGAGCAGCGGAGACAGAGGCCAUUCUCUAAAGCAGCUGGGUCAUUCUGCUUAACAGCUUUGACCCAAGCACAUGGAGAGGGGGCUCAUCAGAAGUCACAUUAAAUCACAGGGGAAUGAGGUCUCCAGGGUGUCCUCAUGAAAGUAAGGAUCAUUGGUUCCUGCUUUGCCUGGAACACGGAUUUCUGUAUGUAUUUAGGGAAUAUUACCAUACACCGAAUGAGUUCUGUCUGUUCACUGCCAGCCUGGAGGGCUUUGGACCUCCCCAACUAACCCCAUUUGUCAUUGCAAGUUUGUCCAGGAUGCCUCACCCUGAUCCACCUGCAGCAAGGACCCUGACAGAAGAACUGUAGUGUGAUGUUUGACACCACAGACCCUGCAUGCGAACCUAUAGAAUAAGGCUCCCACCCGAGAAAGCAGAGGCAGAGAGCAGCUUGCUUGGGGGAAGGGAAGUUGGUGCUGGUCUAGGAUGAGCCGUCAAGAUCAGAUAGGACUGGAAGGGCUGAGGCAUGUCCUGCAGCACGCCAAGUCCACCACACCAGACCAAGUGACUCUGGCUUGAUUCAGGCCACUUUGUGUCUGCCUGUUGAGUGGGAUUUAUAGACUUGUCACUGUGGGUUUUAUAGACAAGUCAUUUUUAAAAAAGCAGAGGAAAAAAGGGAUAGCUUGAUGACCUCAACUCAUUGGAAAGACAACAGGAAAUGGGAACUUAUCAGAGGGUACUUGGUGUCACCUGGUGAAAGUGAAGAUGUACCUACUCUCAGCAGGUGCUUGCUGGAUACAUUCCUACAGAUGUUACAGGGGCAAUUGAACAAAAGUACUUCUUGCACCACAAUAAUAGUGAGAAUAUUUCAUUUAUCCUUUGAAUAUAAACAAAGGAUAGUGAAUGGAAAAAACAGUAGUUUUUAAGAUGUAGUUUGUUAGCACCUUCCUGUAAGCCUGGUUCUGCACCUCGGGCACAGUUCCUGUUAUCACCCCAUUUCACAGAGGAGGAAAUUAAAUUGCACAGACCUUCCACGAAUUGCUUAAGGAGGGCAAAGGGUGGAAGCAAGAUUAGAAUCCUGGAAGUUUGAGGUACUUACCUUUAUGCUGUAUCACUUCUGUAACCUUAUUAAGGCUGUAAGGAGAGGGGGCUGUGAGACAAAGCUACCGCUCAGUACCCCCAGCACAUGGAGUAGUGCGCACCCAGGCUUGCUAAGUCCUCCCUAACUUUGUUGUAAGAUGAAUCACCAUUUGGACGCUGGGGCAAAGCAGUCAGGAACUGGUGCUAGUGCAGGAAUCAGCCAUCAAGACAGGGCAGGAUCCAGAUGAGUGAACAUUCCCUGCAGUGCACCACCCUCACUUCCAGAUGAAGUGAUUGGGUUGAUUCAGGACCUUGUAUGUCGGUAGCUUUUGGACAGGCAGGGUCAAGUGGGAAUGAGGAGUUUGGAGCUGGAGAUAAAGCUAAGACUCCUCCAGGGAGCCUCACAGUGAGCAGGGUGUCCCAGUGGCAAGGGGGAGGUGCAGUUGGCUCAAAGCUGCGUCACAUUCUUGUUAUUGCAUUGUUAAGAUAACAAGAACAAUCCCCAGUGGGCUUCCAAGCCUCCUUUAAGGAUUUGCCAUUUGUCUCCUCCUUGGGGACUGUUCAUAAAUCACCCUCUAGCUAAACACAACUCGGUGCUAAAGCACUUGGCUUAUCCGACCUUCCAAUUGUUGUCGUGACUCCAGCGGGAGCUUUCAAUGUUCCCUUUCCCUUUCCCUAGAAGCCAUGUGCUUCCAAGUAGACCCCAUUCUCCCCUAAAGCUUGGGGGUGAAUCUCCUUAAAUUCGUCUUAAGCCUUCUCUUCCAGAGCACCAGCUUAAACCGUCUCCUCAGCGGGCGAGAGGGGCCUCGCAUCUCCUUGAGCAUGAGUCCUUUGAGUUGGCAUUAAAAUUCUUACAAAAACUGAAAGUGAAAUGAGGAAGACAGAUUGAGCAAUCCACAGAAGGGCAAACGCCAGUAAAGCCAGGGCCCAGGAGGGGCAAAGAUGCACAAGGGGAGAAAGAAGAAAAGCAGGAGAGCGCUCCGGAGGGGGAGAGCCCGGGGCUGCCUCGCAGUCAAUGCGGGACCUCGAGGCACACAGAUAACAGGAAAUGAUCCGUCCUCUGUGGUCACUCAUUGUAAAGGCCCCAGCCUUCAAAGUGCAAGUCGGGGAAUGGAUGACUCCACGGAGUGGGAGCAGGCACGCCUUUCUUCUUGCCUCAAGAAAGGGGGAGAAAUGAAACUAGAGUGUGUUCCCAUCCUCCCACAGAAGGAAAGCCCCUCGGUCCGAUUCUCCAGAGAUGCAAAGCUGCUGGCCGUGACCCUGCUGCUGGCCCUACUCUCCAGUGGCCUCACGCUUAUCUCUUUCUACCGCGUGUCCACCCUGCAAGCGGACCUGGAAAGCCUCCGCGCAGAACUGCAGGGCCACCGCGCACCAAUGCCCACCCCGACCCAGGCAGGAGCCGCGGCUCCCGCGGCCCCAGCGGGACUGAAAGGCAUCUUUGCCGCAGCCGCUCUGGGGGAGAGCCACUCUAGCCCCGGCAGCAGGAACCGGCGUGCGCUUGAGGGGUCCCAAGAAGCAGUUACUCAAGACUGCUUGCAACUGAUUGCAGACAGCGACACACCAACGAUUCGUAAAGGAGCUUACACAUUUGUCCCAUGGCUUCUCAGCUUUAAGAGAGGAAGAGCCCUGGAAGAAAAAGAGAAUAAAAUAGUGGUGAAAGAGACCGGGUACUUCUUUAUAUAUGGCCAGGUUUUGUACACCGAUAGCACCUUUGCCAUGGGACACCUCAUACAGAGGAAAAAAGUCCACGUCUUUGGGGACGAGUUGAGUCUGGUGACUUUGUUCCGAUGUAUUCAGAAUAUGCCAGAAACACUACCCAACAACUCCUGUUAUUCAGCUGGCAUUGCGAAGCUGGAGGAAGGAGAUGAACUUCAACUUGCAAUACCACGAGAAGAUGCAAAGAUUUCUCGGGACGGAGAUGGCACCUUUUUUGGGGCAUUGAAACUUCUGUGACCCACUUGUGCCGUGUCUGUGGCUCUUUGCCCCUCUUCCUCUGCACCUCUAAGGGGAAAUCACUUAACUGGAAGUGCCAAAAGGGGAAAAGUAGUUACCAUAGCCUUUUCUGUGAGCUGUUUAUUUUGGUUUGCUGAAAGUGGUCCAAAACAGGAAAUUUAACAGACAACCACAGCCAAAGAGUGUCAUGUGAAUUACAAGAAAUAGAGCCCGUAUUCAGAAAGAUAGAAUUAGAAACACUUUUCAGUAUAAUUCUAUCUUGAACAAUGUACCACAGCUUCUUCUCUCAGAGGCGGCACAUGGUUCAAAGAGCAGAAGUGACUUCUCCAAAAGUGAUCUUCCAUCAUGUCCCCUGGAACUUGUGCCCACAUCUGUAGGACAUGGAGACAUCUAUGGACAGUCUCGGGUUUCAUUUUUUCUUGUUAAAAACGCCCCUCUUGGGCCUGGGGUUAUGGCUCAGCGGUAAAGCUCUUGCCUCACGUAUGCAAGGCCCUGGGUUCGAUCCUCAGCACCACAUCUAAGUUUUUUUUAAAAAAAUGCCCCUCUUUAAGUUAAUGUCAUAGAAAGUUUAACAACAAACAACAACAAAAAAAAAAACCUCUAGAAAUCUUGCAUUAAGUACAAGAAUAAUUGAAAGUUUAGUGGUUUUGAUUUUAGGUUCCAGUUAGAAGAAUAAACAACUUUAAAAAGCUCAAUUUUAAAUAUUGCACAAUUAGACUGAAAAGAGGAUAAAUGUACCACUUAAGUUUUUGCUUGGUUCAACUAUGCAAUUUUCACCUCUUAUAUUAUCUAUUACCCAGACGUUUCACAGAAGGAAAAGAAUUUUCUCCAUUGUAUAUGCAUGUAUGUAUUUUUUAUAAUUAAUUUCACUUUAAACAUUUAGAUGUAGGUCAAUUUCACCUUAUGCAUAUAAAGCACUAAUUAAAAGUAACUAGUUGCACUUAUAUAAAGUAAAGUCUCCAAGAGAAAUGAAGACAUUUAUGAUGAAGUAAUAUAACUUCCCUUUAUUUCUGGUUUUUCUGUUUCAAACUGCUGCUAUUGUAGUCCACGUAUCCCAGCCUUUCACACACACCUGGUACUUGCCUUAUGGAAGCAGAGGUGUCACUGAAGGCCUUAGCAUCCUGGAGUUAGGAGCAUGCAUGUACUCUUGCAAAGCUCCAGCGUCUCAGAGGACAUGAUCGUAAUUCUAAUUUUAUCAGGAAUCAUACUUGACAAUGCCGUAGUACUUAACAUUUUUGUAACAGCUGCCUCCUUUGUAUUUUGUCAUCUUAUCUCAUUAACAGUAAACUUCACUAAGUAGUUGCCUUCAUUUGUUUAAAUAGUAUUUGGAAAAAAAUGCCCCAGUCUACAUCAACUUUCCAUGUAGAAAGUUUUUAAAGACACUUUUCAAAACUAAGAAAGUGUUUUAAGAUUGUAUCUAAAACCAAACUUUGUUUAAAUCUCUGGUUCUUAAGUUUUUCCUUGUUGAUCCAAAUAAAAUAUAUUUAGCAAUUCA